AAAAAAAAAAGGAAGAAAAAAACUUUGGCAGGCAAACAGUGUCUUACAUCAAUCUAGCAGUCAGCAUCUAUGUAGAUGUUCUUUCCUCCUUUUGUGCAACACCCCUUCCCUCCUACAGACCACCCAAAGCCCUAUAAAUAAUCCAAGGACUGUAUUUUUCCUCCAGAUUUCUCUUCAGACCUCAAAGGGAAAAUAUCAGGCAAAGGAAGGGAGAGAGGGAGAAGGGAAAGUGAGGAGGGGAGAGAGAGAGAGAGAGAAAGAGGAAAGAUGGCUAGUGAAUUCAGAAAGAAAAUAUUCUGGAGGGCAGUGGUGGCCGAGUUCUUGGCCAUGAGCCUUUUCAUUUUUAUCAGCAUUGGCUCGGCUCUGGGCUUCAACUUCCCCGUGGUGGCCAACAAAACAUCAACGAGGUCCCAGGACAAUGUGAAGGUUUCCCUGGCUUUUGGGUUAUCCAUCGCUACCAUGGCGCAGAGCGUGGGCCACAUCAGCGGGGCGCACCUGAACCCCGCUGUCACCCUGGGGCUGCUGCUCAGCUGCCAGAUCAGCAUCUUCAAGGCGCUCAUGUACAUCCUCGCCCAGUGCCUGGGGGCAGUGGUGGCCACAGCCAUUCUCUCCGGAGUCACCUCCUCUCUCCCAGGAAACUCCCUGGGGCUUAAUGCUCUUUCAGAGGGAAUCAAUGCAGGCCAAGGGCUGGGAAUUGAAAUCAUUGCCACCUUCCAGCUGGUGCUCUGUGUCCUGGCCACCACAGACCGCAGAAGGAAUGACGUCUCGGGAUCGGCACCUUUGGCCAUCGGUCUCUCCGUUGCCUUGGGCCAUCUUCUUGCUAUUGAUUACACUGGCUGUGGAAUUAACCCAGCCAGAUCUUUUGGCUCAGCGCUCAUUGCCAACAACUUUGAAAAUCACUGGAUUUUCUGGGUUGGCCCAAUCAUUGGAGGAGCGAGUGCUGCCCUGAUUUACGACUUCAUCCUGGCGCCCAGAACCAGCGACCUCACCGACCGCAUGAAGGUGUGGACCAGUGGCCAAGUAGAAGAGUACGACCUGGAAGGGGAAGAUAUGAACUCCCGGGUUGAAAUGAAGCCAAAAUAAAGAGGGAGAUGGAGAGAGGGAAGAAAAAAAAGUAAAAAAAAAAAAGCGCAGCACAUUGGUUUCCGAAGGUUUUAUCAGUGUUAUAGACUCUUUGUAAACCAGCAAGCAGUACUCUGUUUUUUUUAAUUCAAUACAGUUUUCAUGUUUUGUUUUGUUUUGUUUUUUUUUUACCCCCAAUCCUAAUAGCAUUUUUUAUAUCUGGGGUUUUUCAAUUACAGAGUCUUUAGGUUGAGAAGUCAUGACCUAAACAAAUUGGGGUGAAAUUUAUUUAGGUCACCUUUGCACAACCUAAACGAAUUGGGCUGAAAUUUAACCCUUCCCUUUGUACCACCCAAUUUUGAGGUGUAUUUAGCACGGGGGGUUCUCCCACCACAUCACUCAAUAAUUACAAAUAGUUCCAAUGACCAGUUUGUUACCUGAAAGAAUAAUUAUUGAUGAGAGAGAAUCAUCUAUACCAAUAACAGAGGCCUUACACUUUGAAAAAAGAAUAUUUAUACAAAAAUGCAAGGCUGGCAUCUAAUGCCAGCAAUGAAUAGGAAAAAAAAAAAAAAAAAA
Messenger RNA from Lonchura striata (white-rumped munia), 1638 nucleotides. It is a transcript of the gene AQP1, whose product is annotated as aquaporin 1 (Colton blood group). Lineage: Eukaryota; Metazoa; Chordata; Aves; Passeriformes; Estrildidae. Gene Ontology annotation, molecular function: water channel activity; carbon dioxide transmembrane transporter activity; glycerol transmembrane transporter activity. Gene Ontology annotation, cellular component: membrane. The record is from RefSeq and is a predicted model, not a curated record. Gene Ontology annotation, biological process: hyperosmotic response; renal water transport; carbon dioxide transmembrane transport.